AUGCUACAGUACUACAGAUCUCUAUACUCAUCUGAAAAGCUUGAUGAAAAUACCCUCCAAGCAAUUUCCCCUUCAGUGGAUAACAUCACAAAUGAUCAGCUGUGCAGAAUUCCUGAUAUUGAAGAAGUAAAGCUAUCCCUAUUUUCAAUGCAGCCACUCAAGUCCCCUGGCCCUGACGGCCUACCACCAGCCUUCUUUCAAAACUACUGGGAUCUGGUAGGCACAGACAUCUGCAAAUUCGUGCAUGAUUUUUUCAACCAAGGCAAACUCCCUUCCAGCAUCAAUAAUACAAUGAUAUGCCUAAUUCCUAAAGUAGAUCAGCCAGAUUCCGCAGAACAGUUUAGGCCAAUCAGCCUAUGCAAUGUAGCGGUGAAGGCUAACAUCUUCUUAGCUCAUGAAACAUUUCACUAUAUCAAGCACAAGAAGAAAGGAAAGAAAAAAUUUGUUGCAAUGAAGUUGGACAUGAGGAAAGCAUAUGACCGAUUAGAAUGGCAGUUCAUAGAGCGUGUCCCACUUCGUUUUGGUUUCAGUGACAAAUGGGUAUCCACGGUAAUGUCUUGCAUAUCCAGAGUCUCUUAUGAGCUUCUCAUCAAUGGUGCCCCUAGGGGGUUCAUUACUCCAACCAGAGGGAUUCGCCAGGGGGAUCCUUUAUCCCUAGCUCUCUUCGUUUUAUGCUCUCAAGCACUGAGUGCUGUGCUACAGCAGGCUGAAUUAGCAGGAUUCAUCAAAGGUAUUAAGGUCCGAAAUAGAACUUCCCCUCUCUCACACUUGUUAUUUGCUGACGACAGCCUCAUCUUCUCAGAAGUGUCUAUUGAUGGGAUUCACAACUUAAAAGCUUGCCUGGACCUUUAUUGUCAAGCCAGUGGACAACAAAUUAAUCUCAACAAAUCUAGCCUGAUAUUCAGCCCCAACAUAGCUCCCAAAUUCAAAUGUUGGUUCUCAAGGAUUCUCAAAAUCAAGUAUGGAGAGUGCCCAAAAAUAUACCUCGGGCUCCCAACUGAAUUUGGGACAUUUAAACUUGAGCUCUACCGUGAGAUAAAUGAGAAAGCCACAACUAAAAUGGAAGGAUGGAAGUGCAAUUUACUAUCCCACUCUGGUAGAGAAAUAAUGCUGAAAUCAGUGGUGAUGUCAAUGAAUAACUUCGCCUGCUCUCGUUUCAAAAUGCCGGCUUCAAAUCAUAAGAAGAUUCGACAAGCAGCAACUCAAUUUUAUUGGGGAGGAACUAAAGAGAAAAAGAAGAUUUGUUGGCAUUCUCAAUACGAAGGCCAUGGACCUAUCUAUGUAGCUGAUCUCAUAGAUCAAGAGAACCGAAAAUGGAAGACUGAUUUCUUAAAUGAAUUCCUCCACCCAAUUGAUAAAGAAGCUGUUCUAAAAAUCAAGUUGGGGUUGUUUCCGCAGGAUGAGUACCAAGUAUGGGGGGGAACGAAGAAUGGAAGCUAUACAGUUAAAUCAGCAUAUCACUGGCUAUGCAAUCAGGCUGAAAGACGCUCAAACCAAUCAGCUUCAUCAUCCAGAGGUGCACAACAAAUCCCAGAUUCAGUUUGGAAACAGAUUUGGUCAAGUCAAGCAAUGCCAAAUAUCCAUAAUUUUCUUUGGCGAGCUUGUGCGGAUGGUCUGGCCACAGGAGUGGGGCUUGCUCACCGGCGAAUCACUAUAGAACCAAUGUGUCCUAGAUGUGGAGAAGUCGAAGAAUCUGCAGACCAUAUCCUAGUGGAUUGUAACUUUGCAAGAGCAGUAUGGUUCGGCUCCUCUCUAUCAUUCACUCCCCCCUUUAAUGAUCCUAAAUUAUUUAAGGUGAUAGAGAACUGGGUUCAGAUAUCUUCUACAAACAAAAAAAGAGGAAAAGAGGUUGCCAGGCUUGGCUCCUACAUCUGUUGGAAUUUGUGGCGAGCUCGAAACGAUCUCAUAUUCAGUGGAAAGAAAUGGACCCCAGAGCAGCUGGAUCAAAAGAUAAAGGAGGAGUUGGAUUCAUCAUUCGUGAUAGCAAGGGGACUAUCUUUAUGUGCGGUAUCCGAACCAACAUCCUUCUCCUCAAUUCUCGAAGGGGAAGCCAUAGCAAUUCGAUCUGGUCUCCUUCAGUGCAUUGCAGAUGGCUUUGAUGACAUAGAGGUGGAGACAGAUAGCAAGAUCUUAGCUGACAUUGUUAACAACAGGAACUCUCAACAUCCUCCCAUUGAGGUGGUCAACCUUGUUCAGGAUAUCAAAUACUUAUUCACUGCUUUGAGUUACAUAUAUGCUGAUUUCUAUGCGGAAGCUAUAUGGGCUGGUCAUGAAAAUCCAGAGAACAGUGGACACUUCACCAGCAACCAGGUUCCUUUCACAUGUGCUAAUGACUCCCCAAUCCAAUGUAAAUUCAUAGAAGGAAGUAGUCUCCCUGCUUUGGGUUACCUAAACUCAUUUGGGCAGGAUAAUAACAAGAACCGGGCUCAUGUUCAUGGUGAGGGGAUGUUGUCUUUCAGAUUCUAA
This is a messenger RNA of Telopea speciosissima, 2466 nucleotides long. RefSeq lists its product as uncharacterized. Lineage: Eukaryota; Viridiplantae; Streptophyta; Magnoliopsida; Proteales; Proteaceae. Bases 1 to 2466 code for a protein of 821 amino acids. Gene Ontology annotation, molecular function: RNA-DNA hybrid ribonuclease activity; nucleic acid binding. The transcript is spliced from 6 exons. The record is from RefSeq and is a predicted model, not a curated record.